AUGGUGCUUCCAGUCACUCCCAGCAAGAACUUUCACCGUCAAUCAAACUCCCAAGUGAGGUUUUCUCUUCCUGACCUAGAUGAUGUCAAGGCGCCAGAAAAUAUACACGAUAUAAAAGAUUCGCCAACAAAGAUUGUCUAUCCAUCUGUGAAACUUUCAGGCCCAAUUGAGUCCUUCAACACGCCACAAGACCAAGAUCCAUAUAAAAACCGAAUUGGGUCUGCGAGCAGUAUGGAUCGAGAAAAUACACAGUUACUAGAUAAGCAGAUUAUGGAUUUGAGCUCGAAUAUAAUGAUUCAAGUCCCAAGAGAUGUUUGGAGGUAUCAUAACGAGAAAUUAAACAGGAAUGCCUCAAACAAAAAUGACAGUGCUACUUACAAACAUAAGAAACAAAAAUCGUUACAAUCAAUAAUAGUGAACACAAUAAAUUCAUUGAACACCACCACAGAGGAUGCAGAGCAUACGGAGAAUAGUUUUGAUGUAAGUGAUAUAAGUAACGUUUCUCCACUACGUCUAAAUUCUAAUAGUAAUCAUAACAGGACAAAAUCCUUACCGCUUCUAACAGCCCAUGGAGCAUAUGCUUUAUCACCAGAAAAGACUCCAAACUUAUACUUAACAACAGAUUCUCCUCUAAAUAAGUUUAAUGUCCCAAUUCCACUACAAAUAUCCAUACCACCUUAUCUUUCACCAAAAAAUAAAAACAAAAUACCAAACACUUUAGUCUACGAUGGAGCUGGUUAUAGUACAUACGAAGAAAGUUAUUCGGAGUCGAUUAGCGAACUGAGUAAUCAGGACAAACAAGAGCUAAACCUACAAGAUAGUAAUUGUUCGUCAAUUUUGGAUGCUUCUAGUAUAGAGUCAAUUGUUAGUUCCAUUGCGUCGGCAGAACAUAAAAUCACUUUAAAUAUAUUCAAUGAAGAUAAUAACAACGAUGACGAUAUAGAUAAUAUACUAGGUAUUGAUCAAUAUGCAAAUGUGAAUUUAAAAUUACAGAACAGAAAUUUAAGAAAUAGAAACUUUAAAAAACAGAAUGAAAAUAAUCAAACACAAAUUAAUAUGCCUCCUCUUCCUGUUUUAUAUUCCCACUCGGUAGAUAACAAAAAUAUUACAAAUCAAAAAAUUGAUGAGGGUAUAGCACAGGAUGAAGAAUCAAACUCUCUAGCAGUUUUAUCAACUCCAGUAAAAUAUAUCAACAUUCCAGAUUUAGAAAAAGAUAAAACUACAAAAACAAAAAAUGGUACGUUAAGAUUUUUUGAUAACUACGAGUCCUCAAUGGAAAACAUAUCACCAAAGUUUAAAUUAUCUGAUAAUGAAGGUCAACUUUCAAAGACAUUUAAAUUCCCUAAUAAUCCAAAAGCAAAUGAACCUGAUAGAGGGGGUACAAGUUCAGAGGUAACUAGAAAUAAUACUAUUUUUCCGGUUAUAAAUAAGGACAACAAUGAUUUUAUUAAAAUCGACAACUCAACCGUUACAGAUGAAUUUGAAAAAAGAAGACAGAUGUUACAACAAAAUAGACUCUCUCCAAAUAAUAAAAAUAUGAAACAUGCUCAUAGAAGAAGCAGAAGUAUUCAUAAUGCAGAUGACAUAUUUACUUCUUCUCCAGAAGAAAUGGAAAAAUCUCAGAAGGAUGUUCAUUCUGGAGACAUGUAUACAAAUGACGUAAACGCUCAAAAAUUCGAUGACAAAUCAACUUUAAACUUUAGUGAAGAUUCAAACAUAACAGAUAACUUAUAUCCUGAGACUACAACCCUUUCUCAGGAAAAGAUUGAAAACAAAUAUCAUCCUCAAACUGGUGAAACUUACCAAACUACAAAAUCUAAACAGUUAGAACUAGCCAUAAAUGAAGUUUCAGAGGCAGUAGCACAAAAAGAAGAUAAAAUACUGACUAUAAAUGUAAAGGAUUCUAAUAUGCAAGAUAUCAAAAACAACGUAGAAGUGACAUCCGAAAUUAGCACAGACGAAAAUAUUGAAACCGAAAUUUCAUCAUUAUAUGAAGAUUCUGAUUCUAAUAGUAUUGUACCAUCUUUCGUAGCAGUCACAGAUAAUAGUAAAUAUGACUCUAGUUUGGACAAUAUGACAAAUUACUCAUACCAAUCAAUGGAUGCUGAUGUUGAUAAUUCAAAGGUUCUGCUUUCAGAUAUUUCAAAGGAAGAACCAAUCCACCAAAAUAGAGGUUUACCAUGUAGUGAGACAUUACAGGAAGAGAAAUUUGACAAUUACAAAGUGUCUGCCAAUAUUGACAAAAUUGAUUAUAAAAUAAAACCUCUCUCCUCAUUCAAUUCAUUUCCCAUACCUUUACCUUCUAAUCGUGUUCAACCUAUUACAACUGUUCCAAUAUCAAAAAUGACACUAAUUGAAAAUCAAGUUACAGAAGUAAAUUCCUCUCCUACAAGAGCUCUUUCAGAUUCAGAUAGUUUACAAUCGCAUAAUUCAGAAUUUUCUAAGACAUCAUAUCAGACAAGUGUCAGUUCGUAUAAUCAAACUGAAACUAUGACUGUGAAAAUUGGUAAAAGAAAUAUUGUUGGAACUUCAAGAAACAUAGGUAAUAAUAACUUUGAAUUUCCUACAAGCAGAAAAGCUAAUAAAUCGUUUAAGAGAGAAAUUAUUAGACAAAAUAAGAAAUUGGAAGAUCUCCCAUAUAGGAGCAUUGAGGAACAUAGAGAAGGAAAACCUGUCGAAGUUAUCAUUUUAGAUGAAAUAAAUGAUACAGAAGAUAAAUUAUCUCAUAAUAAUACUGUUAAAAUGCAUCAAAAUUCAAAAAGUUUAGGACAAUUUGAGAAUGUUAAAUUCACAGACAUAAACUCCAAAAAUCAUGUAAAGUUGAAGAACAGAAAUUCGAUUAUUCAUAAGAGAACUAAUUCAUGCCCAUCGCGUGAAGAACUGUUACAACUAUGUGAAACUGUUGCUGAAGAGGCUAAGGGUAUAAUAUAUGGUUUAGUUAACCAAAAUAUUAAUAACGCAACUUUAUCACAAAAUGUUCAGAAGCCAUCUUUACCAAAUUUAACAAUUCUUAAAAAUCAUAGUUGGAAGGUAGUCUCUCCAAAUAUUGAACAACUACCUUCAAAGUAA
Molecule: messenger RNA, 3069 nt
Organism: Tetrapisispora phaffii CBS 4417
Lineage: Eukaryota; Fungi; Ascomycota; Saccharomycetes; Saccharomycetales; Saccharomycetaceae
Gene: FIR1
Product: Fir1p
Exons: 1
Coding region: 1-3069 (1022 amino acids)
Source: RefSeq, a predicted model, not a curated record